AUGUUCAGGUCAUCCCGUGUGCUAUUGAACGAGGCUAGAGCAUCUGUUUGUCGAUAUGUAACAAACCAAUCCAUGCAUACCAACAUAAAUAAUGUAAUCCAAAGACACUACAGUGUCUGCAGCUCCUCGUCCUAUAAUCCUCACAAAUAUCAAAAUACUCUUAAAUCAUUUGAUCAUCACGUACAACCAUCAUCAUCGCUCUUGAUGACCAAUUUUCAAUCAUCCUCGUAUCCAAUCAGCAGACACUACCACACGUCCCAUUGUACAACUCUCAGCAAUGAUGAUGCCAAAUCCGAAAAGAGUAGUAGCAAGAUUCAAAAGAAUGAUGAAGGCAAUCAAGGAUCAGCCUUGAAUCCACAACAACAACAACGUAAUGAACCUACCCCACCCUCUCAACAACCAUCAGAUACUUCAACUUCUCCAUCAUCAGAAUCAUCUUCGGAUCCAUCACAAAAUACUGGUAAGGCUCAACCACAAACCUCCUCCUCUUCAUCAUCAAAGCAAACACCAACUCCCAAAUAUUCAUUUAACUAUCAAGACUAUCAACAAUGGAUUGGAAAGGCUUACAGUCUAACGGAUCGUGUCAAGCAAUAUUUUGAUCGGGUGGUGUAUAAGUUAUCCUAUUAUGGUAAAUUUUAUUACCAAGGCUUACGAACCAUUGUAACGGACACUAAAAAGUAUUUGGCAUUGAAAAAGGAAAUUAACAACAACAGACCAUUUCACUUGGCGAAUAGAUCAGAAAUUCUAUUUACUACUCAAUAUUCUAUUGAAGUAUUGAAAGCAAUUCCAUUUAUUGUAUUAAUAUUUCCAUUUUCUGUAGCUUAUUAUAUUAUGGCAUUUAUAUUUCCAAUUUUAUUACCUUCACACUUAGUUUUGCCAAGAAGAAAGGUUCAAAUUUUAAAUAAUAUCAAUCGAAUUAGAAAAGAACAGAAACGAUUGAUCAUUGAAAGAUUACUACAAUUUACAAAUUUAGUGAAUAACAAAUAUAUCAAAGUAGAUGAUGAGUUAAUGGCACAAUGUAACCAGUUCACAAACAUUUUGGGAAAUAUUUCUAAAUAUCAAGAUUCAAAGGCUUCUUUCAAAACCCAUCAAGAAAGAAAAGAAUUUAUUUCCAAGCUGUUGAACGAUAUGAAAAAGUUAGACAGAACUAAAUUUGUAGAUCAAUACUUGAAAUUUCAUUUCAUGUCUACUACUCUGCUCGACGAUAUUUGUAGGUUUGCAUUGAUUGGAAGAUCACAUUUGGGAGGAAUUAGUGGAGCUGUCAAAGAAGACAAUACUUCCUCAAUUUUAGGCCUCAGAAAGUAUGAUCCAAAUAUUUUACAACAGUUACUGUUCAACUUUUUAGAUGUUCUUGCUUCACAUGAGCAAGCUCAAGCUCUCACUCCUAACGUUAUCAAGAUGUAUCAAUUGAAUAGAUUUAUCAAGCAAAUGAGAGAAGAUGAUAAAUUCAUUUUCAUGGACGAAGAGCUCUCAAACGUGUUAAACACCAAAGAAGAAACUCCAAUCAGAGAAUGGCUGAAAAUAUGCUACGUGAGAGGUCUUGUUGAUGAUCCAACAUGUUAUGGAGGUGUAAACACAGUCCUGAUCACUGCCGAUGAUUUGAAAAUGGCAGGAAAGCAUGCACCUCAAACCUCAACAACAACAGUUGCAAGUAUUUCAUCAGAAAAAGUUCAAGAAUUGGUUUCAGAACUCAGAGAGUUGCAUUCACUCUGGUACAAAUUUACUGAGGAUAUCAAAUCCAACGAAUUGCAAAUUAUCACUUGUGUCUUGUUAAAGUAA
Molecule: messenger RNA, 1779 nt
Organism: Naegleria lovaniensis
Lineage: Eukaryota; Heterolobosea; Eutetramitea; Acrasida; Naegleriidae
Exons: 1
Coding region: 1-1779 (592 amino acids)
Source: RefSeq, a predicted model, not a curated record